UGUUCCUGCUCUCCAAUAGAAUAUCAAACUACUCCAGAACUCCAAGAAAGAUGGAGGAAUAACACGACCUAUGCAAGUGGAAAAGAUUGUACCAAUCCGAGGUAAUCGUCAAAAAUUUGACUUUGAUGAUGAAGAUAUGGAAGAGGAUGAUAUUAUUUUGUUGGAACGAAAAAUAAAAGCUGCUGGAAUGCCAAGUUAUGUCCAGAAGGUUGCAGUAAAGGAGUUGCAGAGACUGAAAAAAAUGCCACCACAUAUGCCAGAACAUGCUAUGACAAGGAAUUAUUUGGAGUUAAUGACAGAAUUACCAUGGUCCAAAGUUUCUUCUGAAGUCCUGGACAUUACUAAAUCCCGAAAAGAUUUGGAUGAAGACCACUAUGGUAUGCAAAAGCUGAAAAAACGUGUUUUAGAAUACCUGGCUGUCAGACAACUGAGAAAGUCUUUGAAAGGCCCAAUCUUGUGUUUUGUUGGGCCCCCUGGAGUUGGAAAAACUAGCGUAGGUCGAUCUAUUGCUCAGUCUCUUGGACGAGAGUUCCACAGAAUUUCUCUUGGUGGUGUAUGUGACCAAGCUGACAUUCGAGGUCACAGAAGAACAUACAUAGGCUCCAUGCCUGGACGAAUCAUACAAGGUCUGAAAACAGUAGGAACAAAAAAUCCAGUUUUCUUACUAGAUGAAAUUGAUAAAGUGAAUGCUGGUAUUCAUGGUGACCCAGCUGCUGCUCUUCUAGAAGUUUUGGAUCCUGAACAGAACUGUUCUUUUACUGACCACUAUUUGAAUGUACCCUUUGAUUUGUCUCAAGUGUUGUUUAUUGCUACAGCAAACACUGUGACCACAAUACCUCCUGCUCUGCUCGAUCGAAUGGAGGUUAUACCAGUACCAGGCUAUACAUAUGAUGAAAAGCAACAUAUUGCCAGGAACCAUCUUCUUCCUAAGCAAUUGAAAGAACAUGGAUUGUCUGAUAAAAUGUUGAUUAUUCAAGAUGAAGCCAUCAAAACCAUAAUUCUGAAAUAUACUAGAGAAGCUGGUGUGCGAAGUUUAGAAAGAAAACUAGGUGCUGUUUGUCGAGCAGUGGCUGUGAAAGUUGUAGAGUGUGGAAAAGAAGCACUUUCUGUACCAGAAUAUGAAAAGCCAGGAGUUAAACCAGAGAGCAUAUCUAACCCUGAUCUGGCAUCCAUGAUUGAUCUACCUCCAGAUCUUCCUGUUGUGGUGGAUGAAACAGCUGUUGAAGAUAUUCUUGGUCCUGCUCAGUAUGACAGUGAAGUUACUGCUAGGCUUGGACAACCUGGUGUUGCUGUUGGUUUGGCUUGGACUUUGGCUGGAGGAGAGAUCAUGUUUGUGGAAGCAACGAAAAUGGAUGGAGAUGGUCAGCUGAUACUCACUGGUCAGUUGGGAGAUGUCAUGAAAGAAUCUGCAAAACUUGCUCUAAAUUGGGUUCGUUGUCAUGCUGAAGAGUAUGGAAUUCCAGUUGAGAGAGGGAUAGACUUAAUGGAAGGUACAGAUGUCCACAUCCACUUUCCUGCAGGAGCAGUAGAGAAAGAUGGACCAUCAGCAGGUGUCACCAUAGUUACUGUACUUGUGUCUUUGUUUACUGGACGCCUUGUAGAGUCUGAUGUGGCCAUGACUGGAGAGAUUACUCUACGAGGAUUAGUUUUACCAGUCGGAGGGAUUAAAGAAAAGGUUCUGGCAGCUCAUCAGGCUGGUAUGAGGAGAGUAAUCUUACCAAAGAAAAAUGAGAAAGACUUAAUUGAAGUACCACAAUCGGUGAAGGAUGAUCUUGUGUUUGAGCUCGUGUCCCAUUUAAAAGAAGUACUACAGGUAGCCUUUGAAGGGGGGUUUCCUUCUAUUACCCAUUGUGCAGAAAUGGUUCCAAGCAAACUCUGAAAGUGAAACUUAAUGGAGCUAACAACAGCUACAACUUAGAAGUCUUCAGUUUGUUUCUAUUGAUUUUUCAAAAGGUUAAUGGAUUAUAUUGUAAAAAGUUAUCAUACUUGUCUGGAUAUGCUUGUAUAUGUAGGUUUAUAUCUAUAUCUAUCUAUAUAUAUGUAAUAUGCACACACAUAUUACAAGAACUAAUUUCAUUUUUAUAGGGAGGGGUGUCUACUCCAUAUUCUUUCAGAUGGAAGGGAUCUCAAAAUAUUAAGAGGAAGAGUAACACAAAAUGUAUAAGAAAAUACCUUAUUUCCCCAAGAAAUAAAUGUUACUUGAUUAGCUUUAGUUUUGGGUUCACAGGAGGUGACAGUUACAGGAAAACUUGUUUCCUUAUUGAAAAGAAAGUCUUGACAUUCAAUAAUAUAUGAAAAAAUUAAUGUGCUAUAAAUGUAACAGUUUAGAAGCAAUAGCUGCAUUCACUAAGAGUUAAGUUUUGAAACAUAUUUAUGGUAGAUAUAAACGUUUUGUUAAUUUUACUUAAUUCAUUAACAUUUGUGUUAAUCUUAACUUGUAAAUAAGUAUUUUGUCUUCUUGAGAAACAGUUUUGUCUUUUGUUACAAUGAAUUCUGCAUGCAAUAUUAAAAUCUUAGACCUAAAAAAAAGAACUAAAAGAAAUCUGGCUACAAUCAGGCAAAAAACAAAAUAGAUAAAACAUUGAGAACAGCUGUGAUUCUUUCCUAGAUGUAAUGAGUGGUAGUUCAGACUUUAAGAACAAAAAAAAACUGCAAUUACAUCAUAUAUUAUCAACUUGCAAUAUCCGGUGUGAAAAUUUCUUACAUUUUUGGAAGCGUCCUAAACCAGUUCGUACUUUUCCUUCCAUCUUAUGUAAAAGUUUGGCUUUCUUAGAUUGUUUGCAUAAAAAGUUUCCUGAAUUGUUGUUGAAAACAUGUUUUAUACUCACGUAAUGUAACAUCAUUCAAUACAAAUGUUCCCAUAGAAGGAGGGAUAGUUCCUAUUAUGUAACAGUUGAGAAUCUGAAAAGGUAACAUCAGUACUGUUGGUUUAAGCUUGAGAAAUGUAACAUCAUUCAAUACAAACAUUAUAUGAGAAAUGUAGAAUGUUUAUUAGAAUUUAUAUUAUUUAACAGUUUUUUCUGAGUUGUCAUGGGAACUCUUCCUGCUCCUCUUUUUAUCAUCAUUUUCAUGCAUUUUCUAAUAAACAAAAUACCUUAAAUAAUCUUUUGACAAGAUUGUUUUUAGAAAAGAUGUGUUGUUGAUUUUUUUAUUUUUUCACAUGAACUCAAGACCAAGAAACACUCAUUCCAUUAAUUUGUUUUACUUGAACAUUAAGUUCACUGUGGAUACUUCAGAAGAAAUAGGUCAGUUGUCCUUUCUAAACAUUACCCUCUGACAGAUCUUUAGUGCAUGAAUUAUAUCCUUUUAAAUUUUGUAUCCAACUUUCACAAUGUAAUUGAUAUCCUUUUCACAUAUGUUGCAUCUUUGUUGUACUUUCUUUGAUAAAGUAAAUGAACAAUGAAGAAGAUUUGAAAACAUUCCAGCAGAAUGGGUACACAUUUUAUGCAGUUAGAAAAAUUAUAUUUCACUGUAGUAUUAUCUUUUCUUGUUAACAACCUUAGUUGUAAAGUGAAACUCGUCCCAAAGCCCAGGAAUUGUAAUUUAAGGCCAGUAUUAAGGUUAGGGCCUCACACUUAAAUUGCUUCUUGUUUAAAUCCUGUCUGCUGUUCAAGUAACAACUAUUUUGCCUGACUUCAAGUCUGGAAAGUAAAUGCUCAGUGCAGAUUAACCCUUACUCUGUGUGAACAACAUUAUUCCAGGAAAGUAAAUGCUCAGUGCAGAUUAACCCUUACUCUGUGUGAACAACAUUAUUCCAGGAAAACAUGUUAAGCUGUAAGGGAAAGUAUUAAGGAACAGGAAGAGAUGCAAAGAGAUGGUUUUCUUUAUGCUUCUGGUCAUUAAAAUAACAAUGUUCCUAACAUUUCCUUCAUUUAAAAAACACUUAACUCUGUUGGCAGAAAAAUAACUAACAGAAUUUUUAUCAAGAAUGAAAAAACAACCUUAAAUACUAGGUUGAUUUUAACUUUAACUAAUUAACAUUUGUCUUUUAUAAAAAUGAUUAUGAAUUUCUGUGUAAAAAACUAAUUAUAUUUUAACUCUAAAAUUUCAGUUUCAGUAAGUGGAAUUUGUUGUAAGGUAGAAAGAUGAUAUUUGUAUGUUAAGGUUAAUAUAGAUAUUAAUGAAUUAAAUAUGGUUUUAAAUAUGAUUUUAAACUGUUUAAAUUUAGAAUAUGUUUCAAAAUUUUAUUCCUCUUACUGAGCCCAAGUAUUAUUUUCAAGAAGUAUCAGUGUAGUUGUUUUAUGUAGAACUUAUCACUUGUUUCAUGCAUUACUGAAUAUUAAGCAUUUUAUCUUCAAUGAUGAAACUCUCACCUGAUGUGGACCUAAGGCCAAAACUAGUGGUGUGCUAUAUUUGUGUGAAAGAGGUUUUCUUAGGACGAUAAAGUAUUUUCUUCAUGUAUUUUGUGUGAAAUGACUGUCAGUACUCUCAGACAAGCACUGAUUUUUUAAAAUAACAAUUGUUUGAUUAAUGUUAUCAAAACAUUAAAAUUUUCAAAAAUGGAUUGGCUUUGUAUUUUGACUAAAGACAGUUAUUCAAUAGAAUGUAUUACUAUGUAGAUGACUAUCUGGAGAAAACUUGAAUCAUAUGAGGUAAAAAUAUGAUUUGUGAACCUUAUCCAGCCUACCAGUGUUGCUGAAUAGCCACUUUGGCUUUCAUUACCUUUAAUUAAACUGGAUGAGAAGAAAGUUAUAUAUAAACUAAAGAGUUUUUUAAUAGUUGGAAUAUUAGAGUUAAUGUUGAAACCAUUGCUACCUGUAUGAUGCUAUCGGAUUAUGGUAAAAAUAUUUUGUGAGAACCUUGUAUAAUUUUUGGACAUAGAUGUUUGAAAUCUUUAACUACUAUUUCUUCAAGCAAUAGUUCUAGAUAAUUACACUUUUACUGAAAAAAAUUAUAUUGUGUCUACUUUGAGAAGUUGUUAGAUAUGUAUAAAUAUAGAUACUUUUUGUAUUUUUAUAGAAGUUGAUAUAAUUACACAACACGAAAUAUAGAUAUAUAUAGUUGAAAAUAUAGUAAAAUUCUUGGUGUCUAACAGGUUAUACAAAAUGUUUGAAAAGUUAAAGUUUGUAGAAAAAUUAUUUUAUUCAUAAUAACAAUAAGCUUCUAGUGAGGAUGUAGUAAUUUUCUUCCUGUAUGUUUGUUAAGCAACUAUACCAUUGAUUAAGGAUGAUGGCAGUGUAUGAAGUUUAAUUUUUAAGUAAGUAAAAUUACCUGAAGGAAUAAAAAUAGCUAAAGACAUUGACAAAAAAAAAUAACAAAUGGCUCUGAAGAACUUAGUCAAGAAACGUUGAUGUUUAGAGAUAACCAUAGAUUUAUAAAGAUUACACACUAUUAUACUUUGUUUGGAUUUAUGGUUGUUGUGAAUCUUUGAAGUUACCUGAGAGUGAAGAAAAGGAUGAGUUUAUCUUUAAGAUGCACUCUGUACGACUAGUUUUAAAAAUCAAGCUGUAAAUUAGCUUACUGUUUAAAAAUCAUCUUUCUAGUUACAUGAAUUCCUUACUUCAAAUAAAUUGGUGUUUCAUGCAAUUAGAUCUUCAAGAGCCCAUGAAAUGAAAACUGUCAAAGAAACUAAAGAAUAAAUCAUUUAUUUUUACUUUUGUUUGAAAUAUAAAUCUUAAAUUAGAAAUUUUUCAAUAAAAAUGAAAUAUUUAUGUAUCGUAUUUGUGUAUUUAAAAAUAACCUAACAAUUGAAUGCAAUAGAUAAAGUCUGAAAACAGUUUUAUAAAAGUUUAAAAUUCCAAUAUACGGAUGUGGAUGUAAUAUCCAUGAAUGUACUGAACUCAAAGGUAUGAAUAAUAGCUACAAUAAGGAGAAGAAUGGAAACGCUAUGUAGAGUUAAAUUGAGCUUUCUACCUCAUUGAAUUGAAGGAAAAGACGACACAAAAUUGACAGUUAGAUAAAAACCGUUUAAAAAAGACCAGUUUCCAUACAACAAAAUGUUUGCACUAGGCGAAAGACAGCGUCUUUCUUGAUAGAGAAUUUUACCAGGAGAAACCUGGUGGAUCAAGUCUGAAAGAGCUGAUCACAAUAGUGUCAUCCCUCUAAGAGUGGAUGCAAUACCUCAUUUAUUCUUGGUCGUUCCAUAAGAACCACUAAAUGUCCACACGGUUACCCUAGCUAUA
Messenger RNA from Limulus polyphemus (Atlantic horseshoe crab), 6122 nucleotides. RefSeq names its product lon protease homolog 2, peroxisomal-like. NCBI's taxonomy places the organism in Eukaryota, Metazoa, Arthropoda, Merostomata, Xiphosura, Limulidae. The transcript has 14 exons. Gene Ontology annotation, molecular function: ATP-dependent peptidase activity; ATP hydrolysis activity; serine-type endopeptidase activity. The coding region runs from base 71 to 1879 and encodes 602 amino acids. The record is from RefSeq and is a predicted model, not a curated record. Gene Ontology annotation, cellular component: peroxisomal matrix. Gene Ontology annotation, biological process: protein catabolic process; protein processing; protein targeting to peroxisome.